This is a messenger RNA of Ziziphus jujuba (common jujube), 2375 nucleotides long. RefSeq names its product peroxisomal adenine nucleotide carrier 1. Gene Ontology annotation, biological process: ATP transport; fatty acid beta-oxidation; peroxisome organization. Gene Ontology annotation, molecular function: ADP transmembrane transporter activity; ATP transmembrane transporter activity. NCBI's taxonomy places the organism in Eukaryota, Viridiplantae, Streptophyta, Magnoliopsida, Rosales, Rhamnaceae. The transcript has 5 exons. The record is from RefSeq and is a predicted model, not a curated record. Bases 291 to 1241 code for a protein of 316 amino acids. Gene Ontology annotation, cellular component: peroxisomal membrane.
UCAAGAGUGAGUGUGUGAGAGAGAGAGAGAGAGAGAGAUGGAAAGCAAAUUAUUCACGUUUGCGCUUCCCAAAAAGAUACACCAACUGUGAAAGCCAACCCUUCUUGGUCUGUCUGUUUGAGUCACUUUCAGUUGCUACUUCUCGUAACCUGCAUAUCUUAACUGGUCACCAUACUCGGUUUCAAUCUCCAAAGGCUGAAGCUUUCUUUUACUUCUUCAUUCUCUCUUCAAAACCCAUUUCUCUGUUGUACAGAAUAAGGAUUGGGAUUUGAAGAAACGGGCUUUUGGAUAUGGAAUCUCUGUCAGAGGCAACAUCAGGAGCCAUUGGAGCUCUGGUUAGCACCACCAUCUUGUACCCACUUGAUACCUGCAAGACUAAAUAUCAAGCUGAAGUCCGAGCUCACCAUCAGCAGAAGUACAGGAGAAUUUCUGAUGUUUUAUGGGAGGCAAUUUCUACCCGUCAGGUGCUUUCAUUGUACCAGGGCAUUGGGACAAAGAAUCUUCAAACCUUUAUUUCUCAGUUUGCCUACUUCUAUGGAUACAGCUUCCUUAAGAGGGUGUAUUUGGAAAAAUCCGGAAACAAAAGCAUUGGAACUAGAGCAAACUUGAUUAUUGCCGCCGCUGCUGGGGCUUGUACAGUCAUAUUGAUUCAGCCCUUGGAUACAGCAUCCUCAAGGAUGCAGACAAGUGAGUUUGGAAAAUCCAAAGGACUUUGGAAGACACUUUCAGAGGGCACUUGGAAAGAGGCAUUUGAUGGUCUUGGCAUAUCUCUUCUUUUGACAUCUAACCCUUCUAUCCAGUACACUGUGUUUGAUCAGCUGAAACAAAGACAACUGAAGGGGAAGCUGAGCAGAAAAACGGGCACAGAGUCGUCCCCAGCAGCUCUUUCUGCCUUUUCUGCUUUCAUGUUGGGUGCUGUCUCAAAGUGUGUUGCUACCAUCUUGACAUACCCAGCUGUCAGGUGCAAGGUGAUGAUUCAAGCUGCUGAAACAGAGGAAGAUGAGACCCAGGAAGCCGCUGAAAGACCCAAAAAGACAGUUUCAGGUGCCAUUCAUGCCAUUUGGAAAAGAGAAGGACCACUGGGAUUUUUCAAAGGAUUACAGGCUCAGAUCCUGAAGACUGUUCUAAGCGCAGCAUUACAUUUGAUGAUAAAGGAAAAGAUUACAAAGACCACAUGGGUCCUAUUACUUGCACUUAGAAAGUUUGUUUUCAUAAAUCGUAGCCGAUUAAAGAGUGCUUGAAUUAGAAAUGACAUUGAAGUUGAAUAUAUGAGCUCAGCUCCCCACAUUGAAGAAGAGCUCCAUUGAAAUUGUCCUGCAGAAGAAUUACGUAGCAGCAGAAAGAAAUAAACAAUGGUGGAUAUUAGAGGUCCAUUUUAUAUCUAAAGAAAGGAAAUCCAAAUUGCGUAAAACUGUCUUCUUUUUUAUUUAUUUAUUUAUUUUUUCCUCCUUUUCGUCUAUUAGAUAUCUGUCUAAUAAUAUUCAUAUUGUUUCGUCCAUUUUCUGAUCUGGAAGUGAAAAUUUUCAAGUAUCUGAAUCUGUUAGCAGCUUGUAAAUUGUGUAACUAAGUUACUAAUGGCAUCUAUAAUUCAAGAUGUUUUUCUUCUCAACUUGCAAUAAAAAACGCACUUUCUCUUUUUCCAAUUUCUUUUGAAACGCUGGGAAUAUUUAACAUGACAACAACGCCAAGCCUUGUGAAACGAAAGUCAAUGAUCUGAUUAUGUAAACAGGUGUUUUUUGCAAGUUGGCGCCAAUAGCUUCCCACCUAGGGAAUUUAGAAGAUUUUCUCUUUUUUACUUCUUGUUCUUUUUUUUUGUUUUUAACAUUAAAUUUUAAGGUGCUCGAAAUAUUUAGGAAAGAAUAAGAUAUUAACACAUUGGAAAUAGUUUUUUUUUUUUUUUUUUUUUUUUUAUUUUAUGCAUGAGAAGACAAAGCAUCCUUGUUUUUUUCCUAUGCAUGAGAAGACAAAUCAUCCUUCUUAUUUUCCAUUUGGGAUCCGGAUUUUCAAUAUGAUUUAUGUAAACAUUUUCCCACGAAAAAGGGAAAGAAAGAUUAAUGAGAAAAUUUUGCAAUGACAUUUAGAUAUUAUUGAAUUACUGUAUAUAGAACUGUCUAAAUUCUCUUGCAUGAACAACAUCUCAAAAAUUGAGAAGAUUGAUCAAUAACCGUGAACGACAAAAUUCUACUCCACACACAUCAGUCAACAUCCUAGAACCAAAUAAAACUUGGUGCAUCAAAUCAGCUCAAAUGUUUACAAAAUAAAGCAACAUCAUUCAAAGAUUUCAUUGUUUCUGACUCCGUUGGAGAAGCAUAAAAAAAUCCUCUUGUAAAUUAUAACAUGGCUUUUGAUUGUCUUUUCCAGAAAAAAAAAAGAAA